Molecule: messenger RNA, 867 nt
Organism: Cryptomeria japonica (Japanese cedar)
Lineage: Eukaryota; Viridiplantae; Streptophyta; Pinopsida; Cupressales; Cupressaceae
Product: abscisic stress-ripening protein 5
Exons: 2
Coding region: 103-498 (131 amino acids)
Source: RefSeq, a predicted model, not a curated record
UGUGCAUCUCCCCACCUCCAUCACCAUCACCUGUUCCACUGUGUCUGCAGCGUUUUGAGUUGCAUAUUUGUCCACAAUUUCUUUUUCUUUUUCAUUUCAAGGAUGUCUGAGGAGCAUCAUCAUCAUCAUCUGUUUCACCACAAGAAAGAGGAGGAAGUAAGCCCUGAUGGAGAGCAGAGCGUUUAUGUAGAGCAGACAACUGUUGAGUAUGGCGGUGGAGACAAGUAUGAGAAGGUAAUAAAGGAGGAAAAACACCACAAGCAUCUGGAGCAUGUUGGUGAAUUUGGGGCUGUGGCUGCUGGAGGAUUUGCACUGUAUGAGAAGCACCAAGCAAAGAAAGAUCCAGAGCAUGCUCACAGGCACAAGAUAGAGGAGGAGAUCGCUGCAGCUGCUGCUGUGGGCAGUGGUGGAUUUGCAUUCCAUGAACACCAUGAGAAGAAGGAAGACAAGAAAGAAGCUGAGGAAGCCAGUGGCAAGAAGCAUCACCAUCUCUUUUGAUUUCCAGUGCUCAUAAUAAAUCUAUUAUAGAAGUUGAAAUGUGUUUGUUUAAGUGGACUGCUAUGAGGACUAUAUCUCCUCUGCAUUUAAGUUUUAUGCUAUUCUGAAGAAGAAUAAAAUGGGUUUUUCAAUAUAUGACUCACUUUGGCAAUGACCACAUGUAUUGAAAUGCUCAUUGUAAUGCAUUAGUUUUCCUGUCUAUUUUAAGUUGUUGUGAAUUAAAUGUGUAAAACUACAUUGUCUAAUAUGUAGUCUACAUCUAUAGGAAGGGACCAUGUGGUUUGGAUCUAAUGGUAAAACCCUAGUUGUUGACUUGGCUCAAAUUAUAGCAUGGUUUCUUAAUAGUUACUUUUUCUGUUUUAAACUCUA